CUUCCCCACCUCUCCUCCGCAAAACCAUCACCCUUCACAAAUAUCCCCCUCCUUUAAUGGCCGCUGUUCGUACCACCUGCUCCUCCCUACUGGGUAGGCCUGCAAUCAACGCUUUGUCUCGUGCCAUUGGGAGAGUCUAUAACUCGUCCUCAUCUUCAUCCUCAACAUCUGCCAUAUAUUACAAGGCUCUUCACCGCCGCGUGAAUCCUUUGCCUACGGCUGAUCCCCCAGCAUGGUCAGCUUCUGCAGCAGUUUCUUCAAUUCUCUACGAGACUCCGCUACCUUCGUCCAAUCCUCCAAAGCGCCAUAUCUUGAAUUGCCUUGUUCAAAACGAACCGGGUGUUCUCUCGCGGGUUUCGGGUAUCCUGGCAGCCAGGGGAUUCAACAUCGACUCACUAGUCGUUUGCAAUACCGAGGUUCCCGACCUUUCCCGCAUGACAAUCGUCCUAAGCGGGCAGGACGGGGUGGUGGAGCAAGCCAGGCGACAGCUGGAAGAUUUGGUUCCUGUUUGGGCUGUUCUAGAUUACACUGCAGCACCUCUCAUUCAACGUGAACUUUUGCUUGCGAAAGUCUCUAUCCUCGGCCCGGAAUAUUUUGAAGAGUUGCUGGCUCACCACCGCGAGAUUACAGCGGAAAAUGUAGAGGCACUUGGUGAGCAUGGGGUUGCGCCCGGGGACGGCGAUUACCACCCCUCUAAGCUUCCAAUUUCCCAAGCAUUGAGGCAUAAACACCAACAUCUUCAUGCUGUCACUCAAUUAACCCAUCAGUUCGGUGGAAAGGUGUCUGAUAUCUCCGAAAAUAACUGCAUCGUGGAGCUGUCAGCAAAGCCGUCCCGAAUUGAUGCGUUUAUGAAGCUUAUUGGGCCGUUCGGUAUUCUCGAGUCUGCAAGAACGGGGUUGAUGGCGCUGCCACGAUCUCCUCUACAAACGAGAGCCGAAGAAAUUGAAGUCAAGGAUGCCGGUGAUGUGGUGGAUGCUAGUACACUCCCUCCUGGCUAAGCCAUAGAUACCUUUUGCCUCUUGGGGGGGACCAAAUCCGUAAUCAAAAUCCCCCCUGUCUACUAUAUCAGCUGCCGACGAACUUGAGAUAGACGAGGCUCGAGUUUUAGUAUUUCCCAAAGGGAGAUCAAAUCUUGAGCGUAAUUAAGAGCCUCAUGUUAGUGAAUAGAAAAUGUUAACAUGCGCCUAGUAUGUGUGCGGGUAAUAAAUUGUAUGUUUUUUAAAUG
Tuber melanosporum (Perigord truffle) is the source of this 1225-nucleotide messenger RNA. RefSeq lists its product as uncharacterized. The transcript has 3 exons. Bases 57 to 998 code for a protein of 313 amino acids. Gene Ontology annotation, molecular function: acetolactate synthase regulator activity. Gene Ontology annotation, cellular component: acetolactate synthase complex; mitochondrial nucleoid. Lineage: Eukaryota; Fungi; Ascomycota; Pezizomycetes; Pezizales; Tuberaceae. The record is from RefSeq and is a predicted model, not a curated record. Gene Ontology annotation, biological process: branched-chain amino acid biosynthetic process.